ACUUUGAGAGAGGGUCUCUAUUCCUUUUCUCUCUCUUUGGCCAAUUUCUAUUGAGGCAGCCAGGUCUCAGUGUCUCACUAACUCUAGAGAUCAAACAAAAAACCUCGAUGCCGAUCCCGACGCCCUUAAGCAGCGCCUCCGCCAUGCUCCGCCACCGGCUCCUCCAGUCCCUCCGAACACGCGGCGGUUCGAGCUCUGCUUCGGGCCGAUGGACGAGUCCUGGCCACGAGGAGCGGCCCAAGGGAUACCUCUUCAACCGGACCCCACCUCCCCCGGGCCAGUCUCGUAAGUGGGAAGACUGGGAACUCCCCUGCUACAUCACCAGCUUCCUCACUAUCGUCAUCCUCGGAGUUGGGCUCAACGCCAAGCCCGAUUUGACCAUCGAAACUUGGGCCCACGAAAAAGCCCUGGAGCGCCUCAAGAUGGAAAACAACCUCUCCUCUAAUAAUGAUUCUUCCGAUUCGCCCUGAAUUCGGAUCCCACCCUCUUCCCUUGCUCGCUCCGUUAGGUUUUGAAGAGCAAAAUAGGUUUCCGUUGCAAUAAGGUUUGUAGAUCACAGAAGU
This is a messenger RNA of Abrus precatorius (Indian licorice), 563 nucleotides long. RefSeq lists its product as uncharacterized. Bases 108 to 470 code for a protein of 120 amino acids. The record is from RefSeq and is a predicted model, not a curated record. The transcript has 2 exons. Lineage: Eukaryota; Viridiplantae; Streptophyta; Magnoliopsida; Fabales; Fabaceae.